Messenger RNA from Thlaspi arvense, 1380 nucleotides. The record is from the annotation of a GenBank genome assembly. NCBI's taxonomy places the organism in Eukaryota, Viridiplantae, Streptophyta, Magnoliopsida, Brassicales, Brassicaceae.
GCCACUUCUAAUCUCUUGUUCCUUCAACGUUUGGAGUUUUUAUUUUGUUACAAGUCUUUGCGGGAGAUGAUGAAGGAGGUGAAGGAGGCUUUUCGAUUUGUAUGGUCAUGUAAUAUGUGGACGAUGUGUAUUUGGAGUAUCGCUCUCGUUUCUUCCUACUUGCAAUUGCUUAGAGCAAGGAUCUUUGACUCAAAGUCAACUCCCACUUUUGGCUCCACUGAUCUAAAGAAUGGAUCUUCGAGACCCAUUUGUGUUAUCACUGGUGCUACUUCGGGGCUUGGUAAGGCCACUGCAUUUGCUCUUGCGGAGAAAGGUUUCCACCUCGUUCUUGUUGGACGGUCCUCUCAACUUCUUUCAGAGACCUUGAAGGAAAUCAAGAGCAAGCACAAAGAUUCCCAACUCAAAACUUUUGAAGUCGACAUGUCUUGUUUUGAAUCAAUCUUCAAGUUUAAAAACUCUCUAGAGCAAUGGCUCUCGGACGCAGAGUUACAUCCUUCGAUUCAGCUUUUGGUGAACAAUGCUGGGAUUAUGGCAACUUCACGUCGGCCAACCAUUGAAGGUUAUGACAGGAUGAUUGCUACAAACUAUAUUGGCCCAUUCUGUUUGACCAAACUUCUUUUGCCACUCCUGAAAAACAGCUCUGUGCCUUCACGUGUCGUGAACGUUACAUCUUUCACACAUCGUUAUGCUUCUCUUCGGAAGUUUGACAAGGGUUCUGUAACUGGAGUACAGUAUUCGACAUUAAACGAAUAUCCUUGUGGUGAGGCCUACGAGUAUUCCAAAUUAUGUCUUCUUCUUUUCUCGUAUGAACUUCACAGACAGCUUCGCUUCACAGACGAUUCACACCAUGUCUCUGUUAUCGCUGCAGAUCCCGGAUUUGCGAAAACGAAUAUAAUGCACGAGUUUCCUUCAUACGUAACUUCCAUAACGUUUCUUGUUUUCAAAAUUCUUGGACUCCUCCAAUCACCUGAUGAAGGAGCUGAAGCUUUCGUCGACGCAGCUUUAGCUCCACCUGAAAUAUCAGGCGCUUACUAUUUUGGAGGGAAGGGAAGGACCGUUGAAUCAUCACAGGUUUCUAAAGACCCUAAGCUUGCUCAACAACUCUGGGAAACUUCUUGUGAUUUGUUCAAUGAGUUGCAGCUUUCUUCAUCACAAUAACUAAUCGAAGGCUCACUUGAAGAUUCUUAUCUAAUAAUGGCUUAGGUUAUCUUUGUUUCGUGUUAAAUAAUUGUACUACUCGUGGUUAUAUAUAUAUUCAGUCAAUCCUAAUGACUAAUGGAUAUGAGAAACUAUAUGAGACAAAUGUCGACUGGUAAAAGAAUAUGAACUUGUGUAGAUUAUAUCUUAGUUAAUUAUGUUUUGUUUGAAUCUAAAUACACG